This is a messenger RNA of Cucurbita pepo subsp. pepo (vegetable marrow), 1901 nucleotides long. The record is from RefSeq and is a predicted model, not a curated record. NCBI's taxonomy places the organism in Eukaryota, Viridiplantae, Streptophyta, Magnoliopsida, Cucurbitales, Cucurbitaceae.
CUAGUACCUAGUUGAAAAUUUACAUAAGCGACGUUGAAAGUAAAUAGUGUAGGAUGGGGUUUAUGAACAAUAAAUUCAUAAUGUAUGUAUGAGUGAGAUGUUAAUAUUAUAUGGAGGAGAGGGAAUAAGGAAAUAAAAUAAUGGAGGGGUUAGGCAGAAGCUUAUGAUUUGAGUAAUGGAGAAUGACCCUUAAAAAAAAGCUCAUUGACUCCCACUUCCAUAUCACAUGCAUCUCUCUCUCUCUCUGCUUUGAUGCCAUCCACUUCUCCUUAUUUAAGCCCCUCUACUCCUCCCUUCAUUCUCAUCCUCUCCAAAAAUCAAAAUUCUGCUCUCCUAUUCUCAACCCCUUCAAACUUUUACUCACAAUCUUCUCUAAACAAUACAAACGCAACCACAGUUUCAAUCAAACAAAACACCUUUGAGCUUACCUUAUUGGUGAUGGAGAACUUGUUUCGUCUUGCUGAUCACGACGAAUUCUUCUCUCGUCGUUGCGUCUGGGUUAACGGUCCAGUGAUCGUCGGAGCCGGGCCAUCUGGGUUGGCCACAGCUGCUUGUCUUAGAGAACAAGGGGUGCCUUUUGUAGUCCUUGAACGAGCUGAAUGCAUAGCCUCGCUGUGGCAAAAGCGCACCUAUGAUAGGCUUAAGCUUCACCUUCCAAAGCAAUUCUGCCAACUCCCAAAACUCCCAUUCCCAGAAGACUUCCCUGAAUACCCAACCAAGAGACAGUUCAUUGAGUACCUUGAAUCAUACGCCAAGCAUUUUGAGAUCAACCCUCAAUUUAAUGAGUGUGUUCAAUCAGCAAGGUACGAUGAAACCAGCGGCCUGUGGCGUGUUAAGACCGUUUCAACUGCUGGUUCGACCCGUAACGAGAUCGAGUACAUUUGCCGGUGGCUCGUCGUUGCCACUGGCGAGAAUGCUGAACGUGUAAUGCCUGAAAUCGAAGGAUUGAACGAGUUUUGUGGCGGUGUGUCGCAUGCUUGUGAAUAUAAGUCCGGGGAGAAGUUCACCGGAAAGAAAGUCUUGGUGGUUGGCUGUGGCAACUCGGGCAUGGAAGUUUCUCUUGACUUGUGCAACCACAAUGCCUCACCUUCAAUGGUGGUCCGAAGCUCGGUCCAUGUCUUACCAAAAGAAUUUCUUGGAAAAUCAACAUUCGAACUAGCAGUUAUGAUGAUGAAAUGGCUGCCCCUCUGGCUGGUUGACAAGCUCUUAUUGAUCCUGGCAUGGCUGGUGCUCGGAAACAUUGAAAAAUACGGCCUCAAACGGCCAUCAAUGGGACCAUUGGAGCUAAAAAACGAGACGGGAAAGACCCCUGUUCUUGACCUUGGAGCAUUGGCGAAAAUCAAAUCCGGUGACAUCAAAGUAAUUCCUGGAAUCAAACGGUUCACACGCAACCAAGUAGAGCUCGUCACUGGCGAAAAGAUGGAUGUAGAUUCAGUAGUUUUGGCUACUGGGUACCGCAGCAACGUCCCCUCUUGGCUUCAGGUGAGGCAAACAUUCAAUUUAAACUUUUUUUUUUCUCAUAGGAAUUUCAUCAUACACCUGAUGGGCAAACAAAUUUUUAUAAAAGGUUACCACUAUUCUGAAACAUGGCUAACCUUAAACUGGGCAUUGAACGAACAGGAAGGCGAAUUGUUCUCGAAAAACGGAUUCCCAAAAGCAGCAUCACCACAUGGAUGGAAGGGAAAUGCGGGGCUUUACGCAGUUGGGUUCUCGAGAAGAGGACUAUCAGGGGCUUCGUCGGACGCCAUGAAAAUAGCUCAAGAUAUCGGCAGCGUUUGGAAGGCGGAGACGAAGCAACAAAAGAAGAGAACCACCGCAUGCCAUAGACGCUGCAUUUCCCAGUUCUGAAAAUAUCCGCCAUUGAUGAUUUUAUUUCUACACAGUGUAUACAUGUAAAAAAA